AUGGUGGUGCUGAGCGCGGCGCGCUGGCUCCGCAGCCGCCUCACCGAUCGGUUCUGGAGGGUGCAGGAGGUGCUCAAGUAUGCGCGGCAUUUUCGUGGAAGGAAGAACCGCUGCUAUAAGCUGGCUGUACGGAGUGUUCGGAGAGCUUUUGUGAAGUCUACAAAGGCCAGAAGAGAGAAGAAGAGGUUUCUAAGAGCGCUUUGGAUCACAAGAAUUGAAGCAGCUUCUCUUGAACAUGGUUUGAAAUACCCAGCUUUCAUAAGCAACCUGCUUAAGUCGCAGGUGGAGCUCAAUAGGAAAGUGAUUGCUGAUUUGGCUAUUUAUGAACCGAAAACGUUCAAGUCCCUCGCUGCCUUAGCCCAGAGGAGGAGACAAGAAGGUUUCCUUGCUGCCCUGGGAGACGGAAAAGAACCAGAGGGGAUAUUUUCCCGUAUCGUACACCGCUAUUGAUAUUCAGAGU
Molecule: messenger RNA, 460 nt
Organism: Antrostomus carolinensis (chuck-will's-widow)
Lineage: Eukaryota; Metazoa; Chordata; Aves; Caprimulgiformes; Caprimulgidae
Gene: MRPL20
Product: mitochondrial ribosomal protein L20
Exons: 4
Coding region: 1-450 (149 amino acids)
Biological process (GO): translation
Cellular component (GO): ribosome
Molecular function (GO): structural constituent of ribosome; rRNA binding
Source: RefSeq, a predicted model, not a curated record